AUGGGAUUAUUUGACUUCACUAAUUCCUUCCGCGCUAUAAUCUAUAGUCCAGAUUUUCAACAAUGGAUAACGUCCACUUACUCUUUCAUACUACUAACAGAAAACAUGUUGAUAAUAGUUGUAUGCAUAAUAGCAUCAAUGUUAUUAAGAUUUGCCUUCUACAAAUGGAAAUCAAAAUUUCAUGUGAUUCGCGGAAGUGACAUCUGUUCUGUUCCUAAAACAAGGUUUCGAAAACGUGAUAGAGUUUUAUUCUAUGGCAGAAAAAUGUUGAGAAAGGUUAAAAGUAUAUCUGGACAAGUACACGGCCAGGGAAAAAAAAGAAAAUUAGUAAUCAAAUUUGCUAGGCGUUUACUACAAAUGAGGAAAGAAACAUUACCUCAGAGAUUAAACGUAUUGGAACCACCUGCUGAGUAUCUAGAGGAGGAAUUAAUAACCAAAGACGGGCAAAAUGUUCCUCCUGAUGCUUUUUAUAUGCUCCAAAGUAUUCGAGUUUUUGGCCACUUUGAAAAACCCGUAUUUUUAAGACUUUGUCGUCAUACAGAAAUCUUAAAUAUACAUGCUGGAUCACAUUUGUUUAAAGUUGGUGAUCCUGAUGAAAAUGUAUUCAUUGUCCAAAGUGGACUUAUUAGUGUCAAUAUCACUUCAAUUGAUGGCAGUAUUAUACCUCUGAAAUUAGUAAAAACAGGAGAUUGUGUUACAUCAUUAUUAAGUUUUACUGAUGUUCUCACUGGCCAUAAAAAGAAUUAUAAAACUGUUAGUGCUCAAGCACUUGAAGAUAGUACAAUAGUAAGAUUACCAGUUGCUGCAUUUCAAGAAAUCUUCGAUGAUGAUCCAGAAUCAUUAGUCCAAAUAAUCCAAGUGGUUAUGGUCCGUUUACAGAGAGUUACAUUUACAGCUCUUCAUCAGUAUUUGGGACUAUCUACUGAGUUGGUGCAUAAUGGUUUAGAAGAAAGAAAAAUGAGUCCUUUCAUCUCAGCAACUAAAAAUGAGUCUUCCAUGUUUUUACAACAAGAAAUUUCUAUAACCGAUAAAAAAUUGGAAGCACUUUUAAAUCAGCCCAAAACUGAAUCAAAAAUUGACCAAAAAGAUUGGUAUCUCAAAAUUGCUAGGAAAGUUUUUGUCAAAAAACUCCAACUUGAUAAUGAAGAUUUAUUAUUGGGAAAAGUGGAAAUUCGCAAAAUACCUACAAAUACAUAUGUAAUGCAAGAAGAUUCUCAUAAGGAUGCUGCAUUAGUUUUGUUGUUAAAUGGAUCAAUGAUGGUAUCACAAAAAAUGGACCCAGAAGGAUUAACUGAAGCUCAUAUGUAUUCAGUUAAUCCUGGUGAUAUUGUUGGUGGAUUAGCUGUGUUAACUGGGGAACCUGGAUUUCUGACGUUUAGAGCCGACCGUCCCAGUAUAAUUUCUAUAUUAUCAAGAAAUACUGUUUAUGAGAUUAUAAGAGUAAAACCACAAAUUGUUUUGCCUAUAGCAAAUACAGUGGUUACUCGGUUAUCAUCAUUUGUACGUCAAGUCGAUUUUGCAUUGGAUUGGUUAUUUUUUGAAAGUGGACGUGCAGUUUAUAGACAAGGUGAAGAAUCGGACAGUACAUUUAUCGUAUUGAGUGGGCGGUUGCGUUCUGUUAUCACACAUGAAAAUGGUAAAAAAGAGUUGGUUGCUGAAUAUGGAAAAGGAGAUCUAGUAGGAAUUGUAGAAGUUAUUACCCAAACACCUAGAGGAACAACUGUUAUGGCAGUUAGAGAUUCAGAACUAGCCAAAUUACCAGAAGGAUUAUUUAAUGCAAUUAAAAAACGUUUUCCUGGAGUUGUUUCUACGCUUAUUAAUCUUUUGGGUCAUAGAAUUUUAGGUACUUGGCAAAAGCCUACGAUUAGUAAAACACUAGAUACAAGACCAACGCAAAGUAAUUUUUCAACUAUUGCCAUUGUGCCUAUAUCAGAUGAUGUACCACUAACGAGUUUUACAUAUGAACUUUACCACUCGUUAUGCUCUAUUCGAUCAACUAUACGGUUAACUUCCGAAUUUGUUAGAAGUGUAUUAGGAAAAUCAAUAAUGGAUUUGAAUAAUGAGUAUCGUUUAACUACAUGGUUAGCCCAGCAAGAAGACCAACAUAAAAUUGCACUUUAUCAAUGUGAUUAUUCGUUUUCUUCAUGGACUCAGCGUUGUAUUCGACAAGCCGAUUGUAUAUUGCUUGUCACACUAGGAAAUAAACAACCUAUAUUAGGAAAAUAUGAAAAAGAGAUUGAACGCCUAGCAUUACGUACCCAUAAAGAAUUAAUUUUGAUACACAGAGAAGAUUCAGAUUUACCAUCUAAUACAGUUGAAUGGUUGAAUAUAAGAUCGUGGGUAUCUUCACACCACCAUGUACAGUGUCCUAAACGUAUAUUUUCUAAACGUUCUGUUUCAGUAAUAUGUGAUCAAUAUGAAAAAAUAUUACAAACAGAAGUCAACAUACAUUCAGAUUAUUCUCGUUUAGCUAGAUGGUUAACAGGGACUUCUGUGGGUCUAGUAUUAGGUGGAGGAGGAGCAAGAGGUGCUGCUCAUAUUGGAAUGAUAAAAGCUAUACAAGAAGCUGGUAUUCCCAUAGAUAUGGUUGGUGGUGUGAGUAUUGGUGCUUUUAUGGGAGCUGUAUGGUGUGGCGAAAGAGAUAUUAUUGGAAUGACACGCAAAGCCAGCUCUUGGGCUGAGUCAAUGACAAAUCGGUGGAGGCAAGCAUUAGAUUUAACUUGGCCAUCUACGUCUAUGUUAACUGGUCAAUAUUUUAAUCAUACAUUGAUUUCUGCUCUCGGAGAAACACAAAUUGAAGACUUGUGGUUGCCAUAUUUUACAAUUACUACUGAUAUAUCAGCCAGUAAAAUGCGAAUUCAUACUCAUGGAUCUUUGUGGCGUUAUGUUCGAUCAUCAAUGUCUCUGUCCGGUUACAUGCCACCUUUAUGCGAUCCAAUUGAUGGGCAUUUAUUAUUAGAUGGUGGAUACAUAAAUAAUUUACCAGCCGACAUUAUGCGUAACCUUGGAGCAAAACAUGUUCUCGCUAUUGAUGUUGGUUCUCAAGAUGAUAUGGAUUUUACCAAUUAUGGAGAUAGUUUGUCUGGGUUUUGGUUAUUGUGGAAAAGACUUAAUCCUUUUACUGCAUCAGUUAAAGUUCCAAAUCUGGAAGAUAUACAAUCUCGACUUGCGUAUGUUUCUUGUGUUCGUCAACUUGAGGUGGUAAAAACGAGUGAUUAUUGUCAAUAUAUAAGGCCUCCAAUUGACAAAUAUAAGACACUUCAGUUUAAAAGUUUUGAAGAAAUAAAGGAAGUAGGCUAUCAACACGGUAAGACAUAUUUUGCGGGUUUAAAAUUGGCUGGAAAAAUUCCGUUUGGAAAACAAGAAUCCAUGAUGUCUCAUAUUAAACCUGAAUAA
Macrosiphum euphorbiae (potato aphid) is the source of this 3396-nucleotide messenger RNA. NCBI's taxonomy places the organism in Eukaryota, Metazoa, Arthropoda, Insecta, Hemiptera, Aphididae. The record is from the annotation of a GenBank genome assembly.